Molecule: messenger RNA, 948 nt
Organism: Syzygium oleosum
Lineage: Eukaryota; Viridiplantae; Streptophyta; Magnoliopsida; Myrtales; Myrtaceae
Exons: 1
Coding region: 1-948 (315 amino acids)
Source: RefSeq, a predicted model, not a curated record
AUGGGCCAAGAGGCCAGAGAUCCUAGAAUGGAUGAGGUUAUUCAUACCCUGCAAGAGAUAGAAAACUUGAUGAGUAAGCAGGCUCAGGAAAGGGCCACCAAUAUUGCUCAGGCUGCUGAGGCCGCAGCAACUGCUGCUAUCAAUGGAAAUCAAGCCAAUCUUGGGCAGGCUCAGGUAGCUGGAAAUAGACAGAUGCACCAGUUGGUAGAACAGUUCCUGAAGUUGAAACCGCCUAAGUUUAAUGGAAGGGGUGACCCCGAGGCUGCACCGCGUUGGGUAGAAGAGUUAGAGAAAGCCUUCGAGGUAUUAGGGUGCACCGAGACUGAGAAAGUGACCUUGGCAGUAUAUCAGUUGCAAGACAACGUGAAUGAUUGGUGGAAGGCCACCAGAGAUAGAGUGUUUCCGAAAGGUACCGUCCAGACUUGGGCCGCGUUUACCGAAAGUUUUUAUGGAAAGUAUUUCUCGGAGAGUGCACAAGAAAGGAAACUAGCGGAAUUUAUGCGACUUCGCCAAGGACAGAUGACCGUGGACCAGUAUGAAGCGGAGUUCGCUAGACUGUCCAAGUUUGCACCUAGAAUGGUUGAAAAUCUGCAGGAUAAAGUUCGGAGAUUCCGAGAUGGACUAAAGCCGGAUCUUCGAAGCCAGAUGAUUUCGUUGAACAUCCAAGACUACGGGGAAAUGUAUGAACGGGUUCAAGCCAUAGAGCGAGAUCAGUUAGAAAGAGCAGCCGCUUCUGGGUCGCGAUUCACUCAGACUAGGGACAACCGCCAUUUCGGGAAGAAGCCGAUGGCGGGAAACAGGCGAUUCAUCCCAUCGGCUAGAAAGAACAUUGGGAAGCCGAGCCACCAACCGAACCGAUUUGGAGCUUGUUUUAAAUGUGGGAGUUUGGAGCACCAGAUCGGGAAUUGUCCCCAGCAGCGCCCUUCAGGACUUCAGAUGCGACCGUAA